Molecule: messenger RNA, 3465 nt
Organism: Caenorhabditis briggsae
Lineage: Eukaryota; Metazoa; Nematoda; Chromadorea; Rhabditida; Rhabditidae
Exons: 16
Coding region: 1-3465 (1154 amino acids)
Source: RefSeq, a predicted model, not a curated record
AUGUCUUUUCUAUUCGCUUAUUCCAAUGAUUUAUCGAUUGACCAGGUUUUGAUCUCUUGGCAAAAUUUUGCAUACGAGCUGUCAACGCUUCAAUAUUUUCUCAUCUUCCCAUCUCUUGGUUAUACUGAUGCAAUUACUGGAAAUGAUGUUAUCCGAACGAUUGAUCCGAAAACACUGAUCUUCCUCGAAAAGCCGAUAUUUACCCAUCAAAAAUUUCUUUUGUGCAUAAUUGCGUCACGGUGUAUGUUCACCCCUUCUGCGUAUCUCGCGCCACACCUGACGCCCAAAGCGGAAAAUUCUGAAAAUCUUCAAAUUAUUCCAGAAAAAUUCGCCGAAAUGUCGUCAGACACCGACGACGACGCUAGCGAUUUGAAGCAGUUCGACUACACUGCCUACCGUAAUCUCUACACUUAUCACGCCCACACGCUAUCAAAGACGCUCCACCGUGAUCGAGAAUCGCAAGCGAGGCUUCGAGAAUUUCGAAGUUUGGCGUCAAAAACCGAAAUUCGAAAUUUCGAAAAUUCCGAGAUUCUAGUGGCUUCUGAAGAUGUGACGCCUUCUGAAAUCGUGUUAGAAUUGAAUGGAUUGGUUGGAACGAUUCAGGAUAGGAUUGAGAGGACUCCCACGCUUUUCCGGACUGAUUUAUUGGACACCCCAUUGCUCAUCCUAACGUCGACUGGAUUCCACGGUCCCGCCUACGUCAUCAGAAGGUCGUCCCACCCGAAUUGUCAUCUGGAGCACGUCAUCUGUCAUCUGGAGCCCAUCGCAUGGAUUCUGAGGGCCCGAAAAUCGAUUACACGUGGCACCGAGAUUACUGUAGCUUUUGAUUUUCCUCCCGAGAGGAUUACUGUAGAUAGGCCACGCCCAGAAGUCAUCAGAAGGCGUACGGUAGAUGGAUAUGUCAAUGUGAAAGCUAGAGAGAGAAUGCCCCCAUCUCCCACGUCUUCUGAAUCUGAAUCUCUUGACGCCAACACCACGACAUCCGGGUCUUCUGACUCCUUUACGUCUUCUGACUCUCCGUCUAUGUCUCCGCGGGUCCCGAUGUCCUCCUCGGCUCCUUUGAAGAGAAUUCGAACGGAAAAUGGAUGGAAAACGCUUCCAGCAAAGGAAAAAAUUCUCAAAAAAUCCACGUCAUCUGAGAAUCCGAAGAAAAAGAAGAAAAAAUCCGGGGGACGUUGGGGAGCAGGUUGGACGACGAAAACGAAAAAACGAAAAGUGUGCGGAGCCAAAACUACAGUAUCCCCGAAAAUCCCAAAAUUGGAUUCUGAAUCCAUCGUCACGUCUUCGGAAUCGAAAAAUGGGGAUUCUGGAAAGUUGACGUCUUCUGAAGCACAGGAAAUGGAUUCUAGUGCAAUUCUGACGUCGUCCGACUCCUCAAAAGUCAAAAAUUCAGGAGCAACGUCGCCUGAAGCGAUUCUGGCGUCUUCUGCCUCCAAAAAAGUUGUAUACUCGAUUCUGACGUCUUCUGAAUCCCAGAAAAUGAAUCCUGAAAACUUAAAUCCCAAUAUGACGUCUUCAGAAGCCCAAAAAAUCGAUAAUUUGGAUUUUGAAAAUUCAGAAUUCCAAAAAUUGACGUCUUCAGAUUCAGAUGAGAAAAUUCCACCACCCAAUCCACAAAAAUCGAUAAAUCGAAAAAAGAAGAAGCCACGUCGUGAACCGUGGUCUUCUGGAGGCGGAAGGAAGAAGAAGUAUUCACCAGCGCUGAAAAUAGCUGAAAGUUCGGAUUCUGACGCCACGUCUUCUGAAUUCAAAAAAAUGAUUUUCGAAGAUUCUGAGGUCGUCGUCCCGUCUUCUGAUGCUCCAGACGUUGCAAAGGAACAUUCUGAGCCGUCUGGAGCACCUGCCACGUCAUUUAGAGUUCCAGAAGUUGAAAAAACCAUCGUUAUGUCUUCUGGAGCACCUGCCACGUCAUCUGAAGCCCUAGAUGAAGAAGAAACUUCUGGAGCACCUGCCACGUCAUCUGGAACUGGUGAAUUUGAAUUUCAAUGUUCUGGAGAGCCUGUCACGUCUUCUGAAUCACAAAAAUUUAAAAAUCAAGAUUCUGAAGUUGCCACGUCUUCUAAAGUUCGGGAAUUCGGAAUUGAGUAUUCUGGAGAGCUUGGAGCAUCUGUCACGUCUUCUAAAAUGGAAAUCGAGGAUUCAGAAGCUCCAGAAGCAUAUUUGAUAUCAUCUGAUAGACAAGAAAUGAGAAAUUCUGAUUCUGAAGGAUGUCCGACGUCUUCUGAAACCCCAGUAGUCAAAAUAGACGAUUUAGAAGCUCCAGAAGCUAAUUUGACGUUUUCUGAAUUUCGAAAACUUCAAAAUCAAUACUCUGAAUCUCCAGAAGACGUCGUCAAAAUAGAAGACUAUUCGGACGUCUCCAUGGAAUUCGGAGAAGCUGCUGAUUUAUUGAUUUUUGCGGAAAAUGAGGAGAUGAGCAAUGUAACGUCUUCUGGAGUUCCAGAGGAGGAUUCUGACAGGACGUCUUCUGAAAUUUCAGAAUCUUCUGUCGCGCUUUUGAAGAUUCUAGAAAAUCAUCAAAUUCCGACAUCGUCAGAAGAUUCUGAAGUCCCGACGUCUUCUGAAAUUUUCCAGAACCUACAGUCAACAUUUUAUCCGGAAAUUACUGAAAAUUUAGAUUCAGAAGUUCCGACGUCUUCUGAAAUUUUCCAGAAUUCACCAGCUCUGAAAAUGGCUGAAAAUUUGGAUUCUGAACCAAAGGCCCUCGAAGAUUCUGAAUCCCGAAAUCUGAAAAUUCUAGAAAAUUAUCGAAUUUCCACGUCUUCUGAAAUUCCCAAAAAUUCACAAGCGCCGAAAAUAGCUGAAAAUGCACAAUACAAAGUUGUAGAAGAUUGCGACGAAAUUUUCGAGAAUACCUACUCAGAAGAUGUCAUCGCGCUUCUGAAAACGUUGCACAAAAAAAAUUCGAAAACUCAGAAAAUCAGGAACUAUCGCGCUCAGAAUUUGAGAAUUCGCCAAUUUCGAUUGAUUCAGAAUUCAGAAGACCCAGAAGACGUCAAGCUUCUAGCGUUAUCAAACGUGAAUCCUGGUACCAUCCUUCUGGAGCUGAUUGGCCACGUGGCAUUGCUCACCGAGACUCCAGAAGACGAAAGAAGUGGAAAAUGGAUGUAUACGGCGAAUUUUUUGACGAAAAACGCCCAAAAAAGUGCAUUUGGUGAUCAUCGAUACCCAAAAUCGAUAUUCUGUAUCGAUCCGAUCAAUGAGUGUCGAUUUUUGAGACGUUCCUGUAAGCCGAACGCCCAUUUUGAACCACAAAAACAUGGAUUUGAUUGUGAAAUACGUGAAAUGCGAACUUUGUCAUCUGUACGCGACACAUCGAAGAACGGAUCUCAUCCGACACCUCCAGGGAGUACACAAAGCGUCUCCAGAAGACGUGGAGGGGGUCAAGGGGGCGUUGCAGAAGAAAAGAGCUCCAAACGGAGACGUCAAAGAAGAAACAAGCUCCGCCCCCUCGUCAUCAUCUAA